Molecule: messenger RNA, 1065 nt
Organism: Radiomyces spectabilis
Lineage: Eukaryota; Fungi; Mucoromycota; Mucoromycetes; Mucorales; Radiomycetaceae
Exons: 7
Coding region: 1-1065 (354 amino acids)
Biological process (GO): GPI anchor biosynthetic process
Cellular component (GO): glycosylphosphatidylinositol-N-acetylglucosaminyltransferase (GPI-GnT) complex
Molecular function (GO): phosphatidylinositol N-acetylglucosaminyltransferase activity
Source: RefSeq, a predicted model, not a curated record
AUGGGGGGAGUGGAAAGCCAUCUGUAUCAGCUUUCGCAGCGUCUGAUUCAGCGUGGUCAUAAGGUUAUUAUUGUGACGCAUUCUUAUGGAUCACGAACAGGCGUGCGUUAUCUUACCAAUGGCUUGAAAGUGUACCAUGUACCGACCAUGGUCAUCCAUGCCGAAGCCACACUUCCUACCAUUUACGGCUUUUUCCCUCUAUUUCGCAAUAUCAUGAUUCGUGAAUCCAUCAAUAUUGUGCACGGUCACGGUGCAUUCUCUGCCUUGUGUCAUGAAGCCAUUUUACACGGAAAGACCAUGGGACUCAAAGCCUGCUUCACUGAUCACUCCUUGUUUGGUUUCGCGGACGCCAGCUCCAUUCUCACCAACAAACUUUUGAAAUUCACUUUAAGCGAUGUCGACCACGUUAUUUGCGUAUCCCAUACCAGCAAAGAGAACACUGUGCUUCGUGCAGCCUUGUUGCCGAGAAAUGUGUCAGUGAUACCCAAUGCCGUUGUAGCGUCCCAAUUCACUCCUGAUCCUUCGGCGGCUGAUCCAAAUUGGAUUACGAUCGUUGUUAUCAGUCGUCUGGUGUACCGCAAAGGCAUGGAUCUAUUGGUGGCCAUCAUUCCAAGAAUAUGUUCAAUGCACCGUAAUGUGCGAUUUAUCAUUGGUGGAGAUGGACCAAAAAGAAUCGAUUUGGAGCAGAUGCGCGAAAAGCAUUUGCUGCAUGAUCGGGUCGAGUUAUUGGGGCCGAUCAAACAUCAUGAAGUGCGCAGUAUUCUUAUCCAAGGGAAUAUCUUUUUAAAUACCAGUUUGACCGAAGCCUUUUGUAUAGCCAUUGUGGAAGCUGCAUGCGCGGGGCUGUUUGUUGUGAGCACCAAAGUGGGUGGUGUGCCGGAAGUUUUGCCAAGCCAUAUGAUUAAUUAUGCUAUGCCCGAGGAAGAUGAUCUAGUGAUUGCUGUCUCCAAGGCAGUGCAUAUGAUACGAUUUGAGGAGGUUCAUCCAAGUCGAUUUAAUGACGAAUUGAAAGACAUGUAUAGCUGGUCUAAUGUCGCUGAACGUACUGAAAAGGCAAGUGGGUGA